Nycticebus coucang (slow loris) is the source of this 888-nucleotide messenger RNA. Its product is annotated as sulfotransferase 1 family member D1. Gene Ontology annotation, molecular function: sulfotransferase activity. NCBI's taxonomy places the organism in Eukaryota, Metazoa, Chordata, Mammalia, Primates, Lorisidae. Gene Ontology annotation, biological process: sulfation. The transcript is spliced from 7 exons. The record is from RefSeq and is a predicted model, not a curated record. Gene Ontology annotation, cellular component: cytoplasm. The coding region runs from base 1 to 888 and encodes 295 amino acids.
AUGGACAACACACAGAAUAUCUUCAGGAGGGAGCUGGUGGAUGUUCAGGGCAUCCCUCUCUUCUGGAGCAUAGCUGAGGAGUGGUCCACGGUAGAGUCAUUUGAGGCCCGGCCAGAUGACCUCCUCAUCUCCACGUAUCCCAAAUCUGGAACGACUUGGAUCAGUGAAAUUCUGGAUUUGAUCUAUAACAAUGGGGAUGCAGAGAAAUGUAAACGGGAUGCAAUAUACAAGCGAGUUCCUUUCAUGGAGCUAAUCAUUCCUGGAAUCACAAAUGGUGUUGAGCAGUUGAAAAACAUGCUGUCUCCUCGUCUGGUGAAAACGCACCUGCCUGUUCAACUUCUCCCAUCUUCAUUUUGGAAGAAUGACUGCAAGAUGAUCUACGUGGCAAGGAAUGCCAAGGACGUGGCUGUAUCUUACUAUUAUUUCUACCAGAUGGCAAAGAUGCAUCCAGAGCCUGGACCUUGGGAGGAGUUUCUGGAUAAAUUCAUGAAUGGAAAGGUGUCCUUUGGUUCUUGGUAUGAGCACGUGAGAGGCUGGUGGGAGAAGAGGAAAGAUUAUCGUAUUCUUUACCUAUUUUACGAAGACAUGAAAGAGAACACAAAAUAUGAAAUUCAGAAGCUGUUAAAGUUUCUAGACAAAGAUAUUCCAGAGGAAAUUGUGAAUAAAAUUCUCUAUCACAGUUCUUUUGACGUGAUGAAGCAGAACCCCAGUGCAAAUUAUACCACUAUGAUGAAGGAGGAAAUGGACCACUCUGUGUCUCCUUUCAUGAGGAAAGGUAUUUCAGGAGACUGGAAGAAUCUGUUCACGGUAGCCCAGUAUGAGACAUUUGAAGAAGAUUAUAAAGAGAAAAUGAAAGGCUGUGCACUGCGUUUUCGUUCAGAGCUCUAA